Molecule: messenger RNA, 1320 nt
Organism: Ruditapes philippinarum (Manila clam)
Lineage: Eukaryota; Metazoa; Mollusca; Bivalvia; Venerida; Veneridae
Exons: 2
Coding region: 1-1320 (439 amino acids)
Molecular function (GO): catalytic activity
Source: RefSeq, a predicted model, not a curated record
AUGGACUGUAUCAUUAGUGUUCGUGACUUUUCAACCCGCCUUGUUGUAAUAUAUAGACCUCCUCCAUCCAAAACGAAUGGCCUAAGUACUUCAAAAUUCUUGAACAAUGAGUUUCCUGAUUUUCUGUCGAAAUAUGCUGAAACUGACAAAACCACAGUGUUUCUAGGAGAUACAAACUUUCACAUUGAUAAACUUGAUAAUCGUGAUGCGCAGAAUUUCUUAUCCAUCCUGAACACAUUUGGAUUAAAACAGUUAGUCAAUGAACCGACACAUGUAGCUGGACACAUUUUAGAUGUAGUCAUAACAAGAGAAAAUGAAAAUGUAGUAUCUGAUAUUAAAAUAACUGAUCCUGGAUUUAAAACUUCAAACGGAAAAGUAACACGUGACCAUUUUGCUAUCCUAAUGAAAGUUAAUGUUUCGAAACCACCACCUAUUCGUAAAACAGUCACAUACAGAAAAUCUCGUGAUAUAAACAUUGAAGAUUUCAAAGCAGAUAUUAGAUCAUCUGAACUUUUUGGUCCUAAACCAGACAGCAUGGCAGAAGCAUCAGAGAAAUAUCACACUGUCCUUUCAUCUUUGUUAGACAAACAUGCACCUGAGAAAACAAAAACAAUUGUUCUCAGACCCCAAUGCCCGUGGUUCAAUCAAGAAAUACAUGACGAGAAACACAUUAAACGUAAACUUGAAAGAAAAUGGCAGGAAUCAAAAUUAACUGUAGAUCAUGAAAUAUACAGAAAACUAGCUCAAGAUUUUAGUGAUUUCUUUGAAAACAAAAUUGAAAAAAUCAGAUCUGACAUAGCAUCUAAAAAUGAAUGUAAUACAACAAAUGAAUCUAAUUCAACUCAAAUACAAAAGCCUAAAGAAACAUUCAGUGAAUUUGAAGUUAUUACAGAAGAGCAAGUUCUUAAGCUCAUAUCAAAGUCAUCUACUAAAUCAUGUGAACUAGAUCCGAUACCGACUUGGCUCCUAAAAGAAUGCAAACUUGAAGUAUCACCAUAUCUAACGCACAUGUUCAACUUAUCAUUUUACACCGCCGACGUACCUCCACGCAAUAAGACUUCGAUAAUCAGACCACUAUUAAAGAAAGACAAUUUGGAUCAAGAAAUUAUGAAAAACUUUAGACCAGUUGCUAAUGAAACAUAUGACUCAAAACUUCUAGAAUCUGCGGCUGACUGUCAGUUUGAUAUGUUUCUCAACACUAACAAUCUACAUGAACCAAAUCAAUCUGCAUACAGGAAAUUUCAUUCCACAAAAACUGCACUUAUCAAAGUGCAAAAUGACAUCUCCAAUCUCUUGACAAAGGCGAAGUUACAAUAUUAG